Pogoniulus pusillus (Red-fronted tinkerbird) is the source of this 765-nucleotide messenger RNA. RefSeq names its product guanylate cyclase activator 1A (gene GUCA1A). Gene Ontology annotation, molecular function: calcium ion binding; calcium sensitive guanylate cyclase activator activity. NCBI's taxonomy places the organism in Eukaryota, Metazoa, Chordata, Aves, Piciformes, Lybiidae. The coding region runs from base 1 to 600 and encodes 199 amino acids. Gene Ontology annotation, biological process: visual perception; positive regulation of guanylate cyclase activity. The record is from RefSeq and is a predicted model, not a curated record. The transcript has 4 exons. Gene Ontology annotation, cellular component: photoreceptor inner segment; cone photoreceptor outer segment.
AUGGGGAACAUGGAUGGGAAGUCCGUGGAGGAGCUGAGCACUACCGAGUGCCACCAAUGGUACAAGAAGUUCAUGACUGAGUGUCCUUCUGGCCAGCUCACCCUCUAUGAGUUCAAGCAGUUUUUUGGCUUGAAAAACCUGAGCCCAUCAGCAAACAAAUACGUUGAGCAAAUGUUUGAGACGUUUGACUUUAACAAGGAUGGCUACAUAGACUUCAUGGAGUACGUGGCAGCUCUGAGUCUGGUGCUGAAAGGGAAGGUGGAUCAGAAGCUGCGGUGGUAUUUCAAGCUCUACGACGUGGAUGGGAAUGGCUGCAUUGACCGGGGAGAGCUGCUCAACAUCAUCAAAGCUAUCCGAGCCAUCAACCGCUGCAACGAGACGAUGACGGCUGAGGAGUUCACCAACAUGGUGUUUGACAAGAUUGACAUCAAUGGAGAUGGUGAGCUCUCCCUGGAGGAGUUCAUGGAGGGUGUGCAGAAGGAUGAAGUGCUGCUGGACAUCCUCACCCGCAGCCUGGACCUGACCCACAUCGUCCGCUUGAUCCAGAACGAUGGCAAGAACCCACACGAGCCCGGGCAGGAGGCAGGGGAUGCCCAAUAGGCUCCUGGGCACCUUCUCAUCAUCUCCACCUUUCCCCCCCGCGUUAUUAAGACGAAUCAGACUGUGGCUGUGGGAGCUGUGGAGCUGUUCCAGCACCGAUAUCACCAGCAAUAGACUAUCCUGCUAGUGCAGGGACCAGGAUCUGCUCCAGAGGUGCUGCUCCUC